AUGAAUGAAAAUUCAAUUAGUCAAUAUUCAGAAAUUGAUUUAAUAAGUGAUAAUCCAUUUAAAAAUUAUUUUGUAGUUGAAAAAUUACUAAAUAAUAAUAAUAAUAAUAUUAACGAUACCAUUGGUAAUAAUCACUAUUCAAAUAAUAAUAAUAAUAAUAAAUUUUUAAAUAAUAAUAAUAAAAAUAAAAUAAAUAAAAAACAAAUAAUAUUAAAAGUUCAAAAGAAAUCAAAUAAAGCAAUGAAAGAAUUAACAGUUAUGCAAAAAAUUGGAUAUUAUUCAAAUCAUGUUGUUAAUGUUUAUGGAUAUUUUAAUUUAAAAGGAUGUGAUAGAAUGUUAAAACCUAGAUUACUCUCUGACAAUGAUGAGUUGAUAUUCAUGGAAUGUGAAGAUAUGGGACAAUAUCAAACUUUAGAAAUGAUAAUUGAACGUCGUAAAUGUAAAGGAUCAUUAGUGAUGACAAGAUUCAUCAUGAGAGGUAUACUUGCAUCUGCUUACUAUUUCGAAUCACAUCAAGUAAUUCACCAAACUCUUCACCCAGGUAACAUAUACAUCUUGGAAGAUUCCCUAGGAACCGACGAUCAAUCAGUUGUAAAAUUUUCAAAUUUAGAACACUGUUUAUUAAUUGGUUCUACAAAUUCAUCAUUAUCAUCAUUAUCAUCAUCAACAUCAUCAUCUUCAUCCUCAUCAUCAUCUACAAAUUGUAAUAAUAAUACCACCGAAAAUAAUAAUAAUAAUUAUAAUAAUAAUAAUAAUAAUAAUAAUAAUAAUAAUAAUAAUAAUAAUAAUAAUUCAUUAAAUGAUAGAUUUGUACUUGGUAAAGAUUCAGUAUGUUAUAGUAUUUAUAGUGAUAGACAUCAGAGUAGAAAUUUAUUUAAAGUUGUAAGUUCAAAUACAGUUUCUUUUACAGUUGGUAUUAUUUAUUUGGAAUUAUUAUUAUCAACUAUUUAUGAUCACGUUUUUCCUAAUGAAGAGUAUAUAAAUUCAUUGAGAGAGAUAGUAAGGAAUGGGAAAUUGGAUAUCUAUACAAAUCAAGCAACAAACACUAAAUAUUUUAGAUUUAAUCAAAAUCAUCAAAUUGAAAUAACUGAUUUAAUUAAAGAUGAUAUCUCAUUAAUAUUAACUUUAUUACAAGAUUCAUCAACUAGACCAACAAUAACACAAUUUAUUAUUGAUUAUUUAUUUUAA
Dictyostelium discoideum AX4 is the source of this 1188-nucleotide messenger RNA. Its product is annotated as kinase motif-containing protein. NCBI's taxonomy places the organism in Eukaryota, Evosea, Eumycetozoa, Dictyosteliales, Dictyosteliaceae. The transcript has a single exon. The record is from RefSeq and is a predicted model, not a curated record. Bases 1 to 1188 code for a protein of 395 amino acids. Gene Ontology annotation, molecular function: ATP binding.